This is a messenger RNA of Grosmannia clavigera kw1407, 759 nucleotides long. RefSeq lists its product as uncharacterized. The record is from RefSeq and is a predicted model, not a curated record. The coding region runs from base 1 to 759 and encodes 252 amino acids. The transcript has a single exon. Lineage: Eukaryota; Fungi; Ascomycota; Sordariomycetes; Ophiostomatales; Ophiostomataceae.
AUGGCAUUGCAAUAUCUCACAGCACCAUCCUACGAGCAUGGCUUACGAGCGACCUUGCCAGCCGACGAAGCCUGCCAGAUGUACGCACCACACGCCCUGCUAAGCUUUAUCGACUGGCGUAGCGGCAGUAGGCCGCUGGCAUGGCGUUCAGGGUUGCCGCCUUCGGUCAGCCUGGAUGACGAUGGCCGACGACGACAGAGCAAGAAGACGGGCGGACCUGGAGACACAAUCGAUGGCCACCGGCGCAUCCACCACGUGCACGCGGCAGUGGACAGCUUCGAGCGCAUUCGAUACGACAUGAACGACUUCGUCAAGUCGACAGUCUGGGCCAACCACGACCGGCUGCAGACUCGACCGUCCGUGAUCGAGGGCGGGCAGCAGCGGGGAAUCUUUGUCAAGGAAGACGACAGCACGGCGUCACGUCACAACCAGCAGCUCUUUCCGCCAUGGCUUGCCCUCACCGCCGGCGAGCACCUCCACAUCCACGCCGACGGCAGCUCCCACAUGAUCCUCUCGCUUGCCGACGCCACCACGGCCAUCGAACGGGGCUGGGCCGAGAGAGAGGCCACGAUGACAGCGACAGGCGACAGAAGAAACGACAGCAGCAACGGAUCCGUCCUGCCGCUGGGCUACGUCGCCGUGCACGCGCCGCGCAACGCGACCGAGCUGGCCGAGUGGAAGCGGCUCGCUAUGGCCAGCGUGCGCUACUGCACCCACCCAUGCAACGGAAUGGAGAUCAGGCUGCCAGAACGAUUAUGA